This is a messenger RNA of Phragmites australis (common reed), 525 nucleotides long. Its product is annotated as CASP-like protein UU-1. The coding region runs from base 1 to 525 and encodes 174 amino acids. The transcript has 3 exons. The record is from RefSeq and is a predicted model, not a curated record. NCBI's taxonomy places the organism in Eukaryota, Viridiplantae, Streptophyta, Magnoliopsida, Poales, Poaceae.
AUGGUCGAGCUGGAGUCGCAGGAGGCGGUGGAGACGAUGAGGGUCGCCACCGCCGCGCACGUCAGGACCAGCGUGACUCUCCGGCUGCUGGCGUUCGCGGCGUCUCUCGUCGCCGCGGUGGUCGUGGUCACCAACAGGCAGGACCGCUGGGGCAUCACCGUGAGCUUCGAGAUGUUCGCCGUGUGGGAGGCUUUUGUGGCGAUCAACUUCGCCUGCGCCGCCUACACGGUGCUGACGGCGCUCUUCCUGAAGAAGCUCAUCAAAGUUCACAUUCAUUGUUGUUGUCGUUCCAUGCAGCUCACGGUGAACCUGCAGACGGCGGCGACGGCGGGUGCCGGCGCGGUGGGUUCGGUGGCCAUGUGGGGGAACAAGCCCAGCGGGUGGUUCGCCGUGUGCCGCCUCUACCGGCUCUACUGCGACAAGGGCGCCGUCUCCCUCGCGCUCGCAUCCGUCGCCUUCGUCGCCCUCGGCGUCGCCUCCACCCUCUCCCGCUUCCCCAGGGCACCCCCGCCGGCCUCCAGAUAG